CAAAUGGUCUAAAUUGUUAUUUGGCAAGCAAUGUUGCUCUUAAUCUAUUGCCAAAGCUACCGCGCUUGAGGGUGCUCGAUAUGAGUAGAUAUGACAUCACACAAGUUCCAAAUUCGGUUGGAUAUUUGAAACAUCUGCGGUAUCUUAACCUAUCCUACACCUCCAUUGAAGAAUUACCUGAAUCACUAGGCUCUCUUUACAAUCUACAAACAUUGAUGUUAAGAGAAUGCAGAAAACUGAAAAAGUUGCCAGCAGACUUGGGAAACCUAAUUGACCUACGUCAUCUCGAUACUACAAAUGCACAUUCCUUAGAAGAAAUGCCACUGGGAAUAGGUAAGUUGGCUAAUCUUCAGACAUUGUCCAAUUUUAUUGUUACCAAAAACAGUAGGCCUCAGUUAAGUGAGUUGGGGAAUUUAAUUUAUCUUCGAGGGAAGCUUUGCCUAUUUGGGUUACAGAAUGUCAUGGUUCCAUUAGACGCAAGGGAUGUGAAUUUAAAUGAUAAGAAGGGGUUAGAUGUGUUAUCAAUGGAAUGGAGUGUGAACUUAGAUUAUUCACGGGAUGUAAGCGAUGAAACCGAAGUGCUUGACAUGUUACAACCUCACAAGAAUUUAAAAGAGCUCCAUAUCAAAGGCUACCUUGGUAUAAGAUUUCCAACUUGGAUAGGAGAUCCUCUGUUCUCCAAUAUGGCUGACCUAAGUUUAGACAAUUGUGAAAAUUGUGCAUUCUUGCCACCACUCGGACAACUACCCUCCCUUAAAAAGCUUUACAUUAAAGGAAUGAGUGCACUAUAGGAUGUCGGUCGUGAGUUUUAUGGGCAGGGCGGUGCCAAACCUUUUCCAUUACUGGAGACUUUAAGCUUUAAGGAUAUGCCAGAAUGGGAGUAUUGGUAUACUUUCGAAGAUGAUAAGGAAGUUCAACCGUUUACACAUGUUAGUGAGCUCUCCAUAAAAAAUUGUCCUAAACUUCUCAAAAUGCUGCCCAGUGAUCUACUUUGUUUGAAUAAUCUAGAUAUUACAGGGUGCCCACAAUUCCUAGUUGAAGUUUCCAGCCUUGUCCUCCCAUCACUCACCUCCCUGACUAUGAAUGACGUGCCUCUAACUAGCCUUCAAGCGGUCCUUGAGAUGAGGAGCAUGAUUAAUGAUGAAGUGAUAUCAGCAAAUGCAAAGUCUAAGCAUCUGAGUUCAAUAACUUCCUUGAGCAUUGGGAUGAUUGAGGAACUCGAGUUCUUACCGAAAUGGGUUACUCAUGGGCUGAUGGAACUCGAAGCGUUGAAGAUUACAAGGUGUGAAGAACUCAAGACACUCUGGAGGAAUGAGGUGAGAGUGCAACACAGUCUCCCUGGAUUUCGACAUUUGCUAAUUAGAGGCUGUCCCCGGCUUGUUUCAUUGUUUGAAGAAGAUGAGGAUGAAGAAAAGGAAGGGCAACAUCAGCAGCAGCAGCAACAUGAGGGACUCCCUUGCAUAGUGAGGCUUGAGCAUCUAAGAAUAGAUAAUUGUGAAAAGCUGGAGAAAUUGCCACGGCUGCUACAUACCUUCACUUUUCUUCGAGAGUUGUAUGUCGUUAAAUGUCCAAGUCUCGGCUCUUUUCCGGAGACAGGUUUUCCGUGCACACUGAAAAGACUCGAGAUACGUGAUUGUGAGGCUCUGCAAUCCUUAUUCAGGUGGAUAACACAGAUUAAUGACAAUAAUCUUGAAGUGUUAGGGGUUCUAGAUUGUCCAUCCCUCACAUGCUUGAUAUCGAGCAGAGGUGGGGGGCUACCACCCACACUCAAAGAGCUUCAGAUUUAUCGGUGUAAAAAGUUGGAGGCACUGCUAGUAGAGGAGGGGAUGGAAAUUAAUUGUCCAUUUCUUGAGUUUGUUUGGAUUAGAGCUUGUGAUAGGCUCAAAUACUUGCCAGGUGCCCUUCCUAAUAAUAAUAAUAAUCUCAGGAAUCUCAGUCAAUUGUUCUUAAAUGGGUGUGAGAAUUUGGAGUACAUUCUGGAAGGAUGGUUCCACUCUGCAAUAAAUCUGACACAAUUGGAUAUCACCGGAUGCAAAAAACUGAAGGCCCUACCAGGUCUGCCACACGUAUUGCAGGCCAUCAACUACCUCACUUCUCUUGAAUAUCUGGGGAUGAAUAUUUCAGAUUGGAACAACCACUUCAAAAAGAUUGGUUUGCACAGUUUUUUGUCUCUUACAACACUGCGGAUUGAAGGCCCAAUUAGUGUCCACCUCUCUGAUGUAGCGGGGUCCAGCUUUCCAAUAGAUGGGAUGUUGCUGCCCACCUCCCUGAUCAGUCUCAGCAUCGUGAAUUUCCGAAAUCUGGAGAAGCUAUCUUCUAAGUUGUUUCAAUACCUCGCCUCUCUUGAACAUCUUCAUAUCAGGGGUUGCCCUAGCCUCAAAUCUUUACCAGUGCAAAGGCUGCCUCCCUCACUUAUGGAAUUGUCGAUCAACGGAAGUCGGAAAAUAACAGAGAGGUGUGAAAAGGGAAAAGGCAAAUAUUGGUCCCACUUAGCUCACAUUCCUCGAGUCCACGUUGUUGAUGAUGAUGAUGAUGAGUGAAAAGCUCCGUGGAGAUUCCCACCACAAUACAAGCAGUCAAAUUGCCAGCAAUUUUUUGAAUGAGAGAUGCCUAUGCAUGACAGUGAGGUUCUAUUUCUCUAUUUCCGAACUUGAUGUAAGUAUCAUCAAAUCUAACUUUGUUUCUCAAAUAUUCUUUCUUUCUUUUUAUUUUGUAAAAUUUCUUCUCCAGCUAUGCAAUUGAACUCUUGAAAUAGAACCAUCUGUGAAGUUUGUAAAUUUAACAAAUUCUUGAUUUCAUUUAUUAGCUAAACUUUUUAUCGAAUAGUUUUUGCUAUUAGCAUUUUGUUGAUUAGAGUCUAAAGGGUAUGAAAUUCUACUUCAACUACUGCCCAUAAGCCAAUAUUGGAAAAUUGGGGACUUACAUUUAAUGUUUUGGGCAUCAUAUAUAUAUAUAUAUAUAUUCAAGUGCAAUUAUGUAUUCGAUAAUUAUUCAGCUAUCUCCAAAUAUCAAGUGAAAUUGUUCAUGCGAUGCUCCGAAUUAAUGAUGUAAUAAAAAACUUUAUGGGUGGGAUCAUACUAACCCACCUUUAUUAAGUAGUGACAAGCAAUGAUCCACUAGAGUUGUUUUAUAAAUUUUUUUUUGGUCAGGAGUACCCUAUAAAUAAUAUCACAUGAUAAUAUGAGGCCACCUAAAAUAUUUCCCUAAUACACCACCCACAUAGUGAAAUCUGGGGCCUGCACAAAGUCUCAAAAAAACUUGAGAAUCAAACCAACCCGACUUCCAUGGGGUUGGGUUGGUUUGAGUUCUUUUUAUUACUUUGGUUUAGGCUUGGUUUAGGGUUGUUUGGGAUGACCUAAAUAAGUGCACUUUUUGUCUUUUUACGAAAAGAUGUACAGAAAAGUAGAGAGGUGAUGUGAUGGAAAAAAGAUAAAAAGAUGGAUUAUUUGGGACUUCCCAAA
Messenger RNA from Camellia sinensis, 3461 nucleotides. The record is from RefSeq and is a predicted model, not a curated record. NCBI's taxonomy places the organism in Eukaryota, Viridiplantae, Streptophyta, Magnoliopsida, Ericales, Theaceae.